Molecule: messenger RNA, 2065 nt
Organism: Scaptodrosophila lebanonensis
Lineage: Eukaryota; Metazoa; Arthropoda; Insecta; Diptera; Drosophilidae
Product: circumsporozoite protein
Exons: 6
Coding region: 382-1779 (465 amino acids)
Source: RefSeq, a predicted model, not a curated record
UCAAACUGCGCAGUAAUUCACAUUUUUGUGCGGGAAAAAGCAUUUAAAUAGUAUUUGAAGAAAGAGGAAAACAUUUUCCAGUGCAUAAAAAACCAUUUGCAAGUACAAAUAAUAAAAGGGCAAACGCGAAAAUAUAAGAAAUUACCUCUACAAGCUUCGUUGGAAAAAAGUUGAAUUGUGAAAUUCAAUUGUGGACAUCUAAAAAAACAUACAUAAGAAUUGCAGAGAAACUGCUAAAAAUUGCAAACUCAGUUUCAACGCACACAGUACAACUGUGGAAACGGCGCUAAAGCAAAAACUACACUUAAAACCUGAAAUUAAAGAAUAUAAUUAAAAACAUUGGAUUUAUCACUGCGCACAUAUCAAGAAAAACACCCCGGAAUGGUGCAGACUGGAAUGUCAUUAAACGAACGCUUCACCCAAAUGCAAUCGCAGACGUCGCCCUCAACACGUGGUAGACGUCGCAGUCGUUCCCGCAGCCGCACUCGCAAGAUUGUCGAUCCCGGCGUGGAUCACAAUGUGUCGGCGGCCAAUGCGCGUUUGCUGCAGGAACUAAAACGGAAGCAUACGGUGCAAGCGGCAUUGAAAUUGAAGCGCAGAAGCUUGCGGACAGCUGCUACAACUGGCGGUAAUGGCGCGAUUGGCAGACGCGUUGGCGGUUCACGGCCAUUGCGUCUAGCGCCGAAUGGAAAGCCGAUACGGAUGAACAAUGUCACCCGAGUUGCAACCAUGCGCGCCGAUCUGGUCGAACACAGCGCUCAACGUCGCAGCGGCAGCCGCAGUCGUCGCUCAAACUCACAGGUUGGUGGCAUCGGACAGCGUCUAGGCCUGGGACUGCGUCGCCCCACAGUGGGUGGUGCUGCCGAACGUGUGGCCCGGCGGCGUGGCAGACGUGUUGGUGGCCCUGGCCAGCCGCGACGUGGACGCGCAGCAGCAGUAGCCGCACAAUUGCCGAGACAGCAGCAGCAACAGCAGAUCCGCGGCCGUUCCCGCAGCCGCUCCCGUGGACGCAUUCAACCCAUAGCUGGAGGUAUACCUGGCGGCAAUAUACGCGCUCGUAGUCGCUCACAGAGUCGCACUCGCCAGAUUCCUGGGCGCAAUGGACGCGCCCAGAGUCGGGGCCGUCAGUCGCGUGUUUCUGUCAAGGAACGCUUGGGUGUGCGUCCAGGGGCUGCCUCCUCAGCCCCCGCUGGCAAUAAUAGACGAGGCAACCGUCGUGCCAAUAGCAAACUACGUGGCGUGGCCAAUGGACGUGUCGUUAAGCGUGGCAAUCAAAAGGGCAAUGCGUCGGCAGCCCAGAAGGGCGUUGUUGCUGGUGCUGCUGGUGGGCGCAAGGGACGUGCUCGAGGAAGAUCUGCUGUGCGUGCUGCUACUGCUGUCGGUGCCGGGCGUCGCUCGCGUUCGCGCCAACGUCCAAAUGCUGCCGCUGCGUCGACGCAACAAGCGGGAUUGACAGUGUCCGGCAAGGCUGGGAUCCGUCGUCGUCGCCAAGGACGUAGUGCACAACGAGCAGGCAACACAAAUGGUAAUUCAGCGGCAUCGGGCAAUGCCAAGCAACACCAACAGAGACCGGGCCAGGGACAGGGACAGGGACGUCGUGCCCGCAGUCGCGGACGUGGACGUAGAGUUGGCAAUGGUGGCGGUGAGGCCGGUGGUCGCAGAGUUUCAGGUGGCAGGCAAGUACAAAAGCGACUGGAGGUUAAGCGCGAGGAUUUGGACAAAGAGCUCGAUCAGUAUAUGUCCACCACAACGUCAGCAGUGGAUUAUCUGUUGAAAUGAAUGCUGCAACCAAAAGAAAAUAUAUGAAGGAAAGAGACAAGAAAUGACCACCGCCAGGGAAAGUUUAGAUUUAAGUUCUUUGCUUAGUUAAUAAGAUUUUUAGCUUUAAACACACACACAAAACUGCUAAUACUACACACUACAAAAACAAAAACAAAAGCAACUACACAGUUAGGCGCAUAGGUCCUGUAAAUAAUUUCAGACACGACCUCAAGGAACUGAACACUAAUUAUAAUGAAUAUAAUGUUUGUAAUCUCUAAACAAAUACAAUUCAUUGUUUCACUAA